UCGCACGCUGCGCCCUGGCAGCCUUCUCUUCCACCUCAACAUGGGCGCCUGAAGCCACAAAUGCCAGCCUGUCUUUCUCUCGCCGCGAGUCGCUCCGCUCCACUCCCUCACAGCCUCUCUUGGAGGCGGAGGCAAGGCUAAGACCGCCCUUCCCUCUCAGCCGUCGAGGGCCCAAGUUGUCGUCCGGGAAACCAGCAACAUCUCCGGCUUCCCAGGGUUGCUGCGGCGAAAGCGGUAAGGACCGCGGCAACCGUCUUUCGGGUGCCCAGCGUCCGGAUAGCUGGCAAAACGCAGCAAGGAGUAAAAGGUUGCUUCUCAGUUGGAUGCCACUUAGCGGUGGUUCGGAUGGUUGGCAGUCGAGAUAGGACGGCGCGGUGAGCAGUCUGGCGGACUAGUUAAUGGGUAAAUAUGUCAGAGAUCAUGAAGGAUAAAGCCACCCGCUUGGCCAAGAACAGAGGCAGCACAUCUUCUUUGGGGAGCCAUGAGAUCAGAGCAAAGGAUUUCUUUGGAAGAAACAAAGACUCUGUAAGUACUGUGUCAUAUAUGGAUGAACCUGGCCACCAUGAAGAUAGCCUGCGUCCAGCUAUUCAGAUGGAGAACACAUACCAAUUAGGUCCUACAAAGUAUUUCCCAGUCACUGCUGUGAAUAACAUCUUGAAGGAUGUGGUAGUAAGUUAUCUACAGGAAGAACAAUAUGAAGCAGAGUUGUGCAGGCAAAUGACUAAAACUAUAUCUGAGGUAAUAAAAGCCAGGAUAAAAGACCUGAUGGUACCAAGAUACAAAAUUAUUGUGAUUAUAUACAUUGGACAGCUAGGUAAACAGAGCAUGCAGAUUGGAAGCAGAUGUCUUUGGGACACUACAAGUGAUACUUUUUCUUCAUAUUCCUUUAAAAAUAGAUCAUUGUUUGCUCUUGCAAAUGUCUAUGCCCUUUAUUCUGAAUGAUGAUGCAAAAGAUGUGAACUGAAAAACAAACUAGAUCUUAUUUUUUAAUUAUACUUCUAUCCACAUUACCUCCACUACCAAUCCACAUUACCAAUCACCUCCACUAGACCGAUUAGAUCCCACAGAUUAGGCCUCCUCCGAAUUCCAUCCGCCGGC
Thamnophis sirtalis is the source of this 1098-nucleotide messenger RNA. It is a transcript of the gene DYNLT5, whose product is annotated as dynein light chain Tctex-type family member 5. Gene Ontology annotation, biological process: microtubule-based movement. Lineage: Eukaryota; Metazoa; Chordata; Lepidosauria; Squamata; Natricidae. Gene Ontology annotation, molecular function: dynein intermediate chain binding. Gene Ontology annotation, cellular component: cytoplasmic dynein complex; cytoplasm. The record is from RefSeq and is a predicted model, not a curated record.